AUGUCCUCUUCGCAUGUCAAAGACAAGCACAGCGAGCCCAUUCGUGUCGGCGACACCGUGGCCUCUAAGGCGCGAGGCGGGCGCCAAUACGGAGAGGUCACCGACAUCGUGACCACGAAGGAGGAGGCGGAGGAGGCUGGCGCGAAGAACCCGCCGAAGGUGUUGUACGAGGAUCAGCACGGCCAUCUGGUUUCGCACAAUCCGGGUACGGUGGUGCACGGGGAAGAUCCAACGAAGUGA
This is a messenger RNA of Schizophyllum commune H4-8, 240 nucleotides long. RefSeq lists its product as uncharacterized. The record is from RefSeq and is a predicted model, not a curated record. The transcript is spliced from 2 exons. NCBI's taxonomy places the organism in Eukaryota, Fungi, Basidiomycota, Agaricomycetes, Agaricales, Schizophyllaceae. Bases 1 to 240 code for a protein of 79 amino acids.